UUAAAUCAAAUUUAUCAUGUAUUAAAAAUGUCUUUAAGAAAUUUAUCAACUUUAGUACAUCGAACGUUAACAAGAUCAACGUUUAAUAUAAGAUAUUGUAAUACCAAUAAGAAAAAAGUAAAUUUCGUAAGAUAUUGCUCAAAUUCUAAUAUAACAAAUUCCAAACCUGCACUAUCUCAACCUAUUGGAAAAGUAGAAGGAAAAUUAUUUUUGUCCUAUAAAUGUAAAGUAUGUAAAACUACUAAUAAUCAUUUCAUUACUAAAAUCGCUUACGACAAAGGGGUGGUUAUAGUAACAUGUGAAGGAUGCAGUAACAACCAUCUAAUAGCAGAUAAUUUAAAUUGGUUUACAGACUUGAAUGGAAAAAAAAAUAUCGAAGAUAUAUUAGCGGAAAAAGGUGAAAGUGUACGAAAAAUUGAUGUGAAUAAGUGUCUGGAAAUACUCGAAAAAGAAGUGGUACAAAAAUGAUGUAAUUACUGUGAUAAAAUACACAAAAAUUGUAUUGAAAAUAAAUUUAUUAUUUGUUCAAAUACACUUUAAGUAACAUGGCAAA
Molecule: messenger RNA, 553 nt
Organism: Diorhabda sublineata
Lineage: Eukaryota; Metazoa; Arthropoda; Insecta; Coleoptera; Chrysomelidae
Product: DNL-type zinc finger protein-like
Exons: 1
Coding region: 28-468 (146 amino acids)
Biological process (GO): protein import into mitochondrial matrix; protein folding; protein stabilization
Cellular component (GO): mitochondrion
Molecular function (GO): zinc ion binding; protein-folding chaperone binding
Source: RefSeq, a predicted model, not a curated record